GCCCCCCGGAUGCCAUUCCGUCCCCCGGAAGUUGCAACUUGUCUUCUCCACGUGCGCUGGCAACGGAACGGUUGUAGCCGACAGUUGCUUAGCGGCUCUCUCUCGUAGCUGUUUUCCUUUUGGGGGGGGGCGGGGCUGUGCCUCCCACCUUUUUCCCCUUUUGGGGUGCUUAAAUACGUCCCCCCAGCAGCCCAUUCAGCCCUGUUGGUUGGGAGGGGGAGCUUCCCCUCCUCUUCCCUCCCCCCCCCAGCAUUCUAGGUGGUCUUUAGGGGGGGUUUCAUCCCCUUAAGUUUUGCCCCCCCACACAAACCCACCACCACCUUCUUCUCGCUUCACCAUGGAAACCUUGCAGUUGGAGAAGAUUCUGGCCGACUUACUACAGCCGGACAAUGCCGUCAUCCAACAGGCUACAACCCAACUGAAAGAGACUCUAAAACAACCCCAGGCCUUGUCCCAUCUUACGCACGUGAUGUCAAAUUCUGAGAAUCCUCAGAUCCGGCAACUUGCUUCUGUGUUGGUGAGAAGGCUCUUAACCAAGCACUGGAAGAAACUCAGUGGAAUCGAACAGGACUCGCUCAAGACCCUCGUGUUGAACACCCUACAGAAGGAAAGAGACCACAAGGCAUCUUUAGGUCUGGCCCAAUUGGCUGCGGUCAUAUUGAAAAAUGAGACCUUAGAGAAAUGGCCACAGAUGCUGCAGCUCAUCCACCAUGGCGCCCGUUCGAGGGACCCCACUCAGUCCCAGGUUGGAUUACUGCUCUUGCAUUCAGCCCUGGAGCUGGACCCCGAGGUCUUUUCCCCCCACUAUAAGGAUCUCCUGCGGCUUUUCCACCAGACCCUCAACAGCCGGGACCAGCCGGCUACCCUCUACUACACGCUGCGGAGCCUCAGCACCGUCGCGGCGGGUCUGGGCUCGGACGAGGUGAACCUGAUGUCUUCCAUGGUGCCUAAAGUGAUCUUGGCCAUCCGGGAACUUAUUGCCGUGGAUGAGGCCCAGGCCAGCGAAACGAUGGAGGUUUUCGACGAGCUCAUGGGGACUGAGGUUUCCAUCAUUGCCCAGCACGUCCCAGAGAUUGUCGGCUUCUUCCUGGAGGUGGCUUCCAACCAGGCGCUGGGUGACAGUCUCCGAGUGAAGGCUUUAUCCUGCAUCAACUUCCUCAUCUCACUCAAGAGCAAGGCUGUCUUGAAGCACAAGCUGGUCCCACCCAUCCUGAACGCCCUCUUCCCCAUCAUGAGCGCCGAGCCGCCCCCCGGCCACAUGGACGUGGAGGAUGAACAGACAGAGGAGGAGAUCGAAGACCAGGCGGAGGUCCAGACGCCCAAACACUACGCUGCCCAGGUGGUGGAUAUGCUAGCCCUGCAGCUGCCCCCGGAGAAGCUCUUCCCCCACCUGACUCCUCUGAUGGAACCAGCGCUUCUGAGCCCGAAUCCCUACCAUCGGAAGGCCGGCCUCAUGUGUUUGGCCGUCUUGGCGGAAGGCUGCGGGGAUCACAUCCGGAAAAAGCAUCUCCAGCCCAUGCUUCAGGUGGUGUGCCGGGCCCUGCUCGAUGAGAGCCAGGUGGUGCGUAACGCGGCGCUCUUCGCCCUGGGGCAGUUCUCCGAAAACCUGCAGCCCGAUAUAGCCCGAUACGCCGAUGACAUCAUGCCGCUGCUUCUGCGCUACCUGGAAGGCAUCCAAGUGGCCCACACGAGCCACAUGGCCAAAGCCUACUAUGCCCUGGAGAACUUUGUGGAGAAUCUCGGAGACAAGAUCACGCCAUACCUCCCAUCCUUGAUGGAACGGAUGCUCACCACCCUAAGCCACCCCGGCAGCCCCCGUUGCAAGGAGCUGGCCGUCAGUGCCAUCGGAGCCAUUGCCCAGGCGGCCCAGGACUCCAUCCUGCCAUAUUUCCAGGCCAUCAUGGACCACCUGAUGGGUUACCUGCUCACCGUCCAAGAGGACCUCAGACCAGUCCAGAUUCAGUCCAUCGAGACUCUGUCCGUCCUGGCCACCGUCUUGAACCGGGACGUCUUCUUGCCGCUGGCCGAGCAGUGCUGUCGGCUUGGGCUGGACCUCUGUGACAAAGUGGACGAUCCGGACUUGCGGAGGUGCACGUACAGCCUCUUUGGCUCGCUCACAACAGUGUUGGAGGAUGCAAUCGCUCCCUUCCUGCCUCGCAUCACCACGCUCAUGCUCUAUUCCAUCAAAUCGACGGAGAGCGUUCAGCUUCCAGUCAGUUCCGGGAAUUCCUUCCUCAUCUUUGACGACGAGGAAGAGGAGGCUGAAGUGGAGGGGGACGAGAGCCUGACCGACGAGGAAGAGGAUGAUGACUCUGAACUCACAGGGAUAAGCGUGGGAAAUGUUUUCAUGGACGAGAAGGAGGACGCCUGCAUAGCCCUGGGCGAGAUUUCCACCAGUGCCUGUGUGGCCUUCUUGCCUUACAUGGAGAGCUGCUUCCAGGAGAUCAGCAGGUUGUUGGAGUGCCCCCACAUAAGCGUGCGGAAAUCUGCCUACGAGGCCGUGGGGCAGUUCUGUAUCUCGCUGCGUCGGCUUGGAGAGCGGGACUCCUCUGAAUCCCACCGUGCAGCCCUCCAGAAGCUGCUCUCCAUGGUCCUGCCGGUUUAUAUGAAAGGGAUCCGGGAAGACAAGGAGCGCCAGGUGGUGAUGUCCGUUCUGGACAUGCUGGCAAAGCUGCUGAAGGCCUGCAGGCAGGAGGCCUUGAGCGAAGCCGGCCGACUGGCUGAGCUGUGCCGGGUGAUCCGGGAGGUGCUGGAGAAAAAAGUCGCUUGCCAGGGCAUCGAUGAAGACGAUGAUGAAGACGACGACGAUGAAGAGGCAGAGUACGACUCCAUGGUGAUUGAAUGCGCCGGAGAAGUGAUCCCAGCCCUGGCUGAGGCUGCCGGUGGAGAAACCUUCGCUCCCUAUUUUGCCGGCUUUUUGCCUCUUCUCCUCAAUAAGAUGAAACCCAGCUGUUCCUAUGCCGACAAAUCCUUUGCCGUGGGGACGAUCGCGGAGACCAUCCAGGGACUGGGCCAGGCCUCGGCCCCCUUCGUGCCCCGCCUGGCGCAGGUGUUGAUGGCGGCGGCCCGCGACGAGGACAUGGAAGUGCGCAGCAAUGCCGUCUUUGGGCUGGGCGUGCUGGCGGAACACGGCGGAGGAGCCAUGCACGAACAUUACCCCAAGCUGCUGGGGCUUCUGUCCAACCUCAUCUCUCAGGAACAGCGGGGCCGGGUGACCGAUAACGUCUGUGGAGCCGUAGCCCGGAUGGUAAUGGCCAACCCUGGUGGAGUCCCCAUUGGCCAGGUCUUCCCCGUCUUGCUCCACGCGCUGCCUCUCAAGGACGACUUCGAGGAAUACCAGACGAUCUUCCGUUGCAUCAGCUUCAUCCACAGUCAUGAUCCCCAGCAGGUCUUGCAGCAGGUUGGGGAAAUCGUGCGAGCCGGCAGUGCCAUCCUCGGCAGCAAACAACUGCCAGCAGAGGGCCGCAACAGUCUGGUGGCGCUCCUCCACAGCCUCUCCAUCAGCUGCCCGGCAGAGUUCCAGACGGCCGUCCUCUCCCUGCCUUCGGACGCCGGGGCGUUGGUCAACGCCGCCAUCAGCUCCUCCGCUUGAGGGGGGCGGCAGGAGGAAGAGCGCUGGAGUCCACCCCCUUUCGGACCCUGCAUGUGGAAGAGGGCGCCGCUCGCCAAGGCCCUCCACCUGUACGUCGCCCCGCUUUGCGACAGGCCCGGCGCCCCACCUGCAACACGAAGCGGCCCAUCCGUUGCCCCAUGCAUUGGCCUUCCUGCUGCCGGUGGGGCUUCUGUACAUCCUCUGUCGUCUUUCGGCCUUCCCGGCCGGGGCGGCGGUCGCUUUUUGGGGUCGGGGUGGUGGUGGUUUCAGCCUGUUCCCAAAAGGCUUAUUGGGGCUUCCCCAAAUAACCACAGAACGACAUUUAGUGCCAUGGAUCCAUUGUUCUGGCCGGUUUUCUUAGGUGCUAGACAGGGAUCUCAUCUCGCCGGCACCUUUCAUGGGUCCCCACUCAUGUUGCUCUCCAGGACUGUAUCGGAGCCGUUCUGCUCUCCAGGAUCUUGCCAAUUUUCUGACGGUUGUUUUCUGGGCACAUCCGGCACAUCCGAGCUAAGCCAAAGAGGUCUGCCCCCCACAGUAGCUCGUGUGCUCGGUUCCAGAGUCCCACCCCCUUUCCCUUUGCACCCCUGCCCUUCGGGGCGAGAGCCAAGGUUCAAGUUUGCCAAGCGGGGCCGCCGCUUAAAGCCUGCGAUCGCCUGCACCCCCUCGCAUUUAACGACACCUCUGUGCUUCGGUUUGGUCGCCGUGAACGGAAAGUGCGUUUUUGGUCCGGAUGCUUUCCUUCACGUCGACUUGCCCGUGGGUGGAUCGGAAGACUUUAAAACCUGUUUGAGUUUCAAAAUGGGGAGCUCAAUCACGCACUGCCCCUUGGCCCCAAGAGGAAAAGCAGCGGGGCU
Pogona vitticeps (central bearded dragon) is the source of this 4446-nucleotide messenger RNA. It is a transcript of the gene IPO4, whose product is annotated as importin 4. Gene Ontology annotation, biological process: protein import into nucleus. The record is from RefSeq and is a predicted model, not a curated record. Gene Ontology annotation, molecular function: small GTPase binding. NCBI's taxonomy places the organism in Eukaryota, Metazoa, Chordata, Lepidosauria, Squamata, Agamidae.